ACCAGUGUGUGUUUAUACGCACGCUGGUGGUUUUUUGUGAAUGGAGCUCAUUACGUAUGCAGCCUUCUCGCGCUCCAUUCACAAACUGCUGCUGCUGCCUCUGUCCGUCUUCCUUCCCCUCUCAGUCUGCGUGGAUCUCAUUAAAACAGCCUAAAUGACCACAAACGGUUAAGGCAUGGAUUAUAAGAUGGAUGGAUAUCUGGACCAGCAAGUGCCUUAUACUUUAGCUAAUAGGUCGCAAGGAAAUGGGCCCCUAAAUAGACUGUUGAUGGCGACGAAAAGGAAAUACAUGGACACCGAAUUACCCCCUCAGGAAUCUGAAGAUCUUUUUCAGGAUUUAAGCCAACUUCAGGAGACAUGGCUCACCGAAGCUCAAGUUCCUGACAACGAUGAGCAGUUUGUUCCUGACUUCCACUCAGAAAACUCAGUGGCAUUCCACAGCCCGCCUGUGAAGAUUAAGAAAGAGCCUCAAAGUCCAGGUUCAGACCCCAGCCAGUCUUGCAGCCACAAGCAGAGCUUCAGCUACCCCAAUGGAGAGCAGUGCCUUUACGCCAGUGCCUAUGAGCAGAAGAGAGCAGCUGUGGCAGCAACAACAGCAGCAGGAGGAUCUAAGAGCUCUUGUCCAGGGACACCCAUGUCCCCUAUGCAGCAUUACUCCCCUAAACCAACAGUGGGAACUCGGCCGGAGUCAGGGUACAUGAAUCCACCCUCAGCUAGCCAAUCCCACGCCUGUCACAGCCACAGCCAUAGUUACCCCAUGAACCCCAGUUCCAGGUUCCCUUCCGGCUCUGCAGAGAUGUGCCCACCAUUCUCUUCCCAAGGCCAGGCCCUGCAGCGCAUGCAUCCUGCCCACGCCAGCGGGGGCGGAGGCGGCAGUUACCAUAGGCAACACUCUGACCCCUGCUUGCCUUAUCCUCCUCAGCAGAACUUCAAACAGGAGUACCUGGACCCUCUGUACGACCGAGUGGCCCACAUGGCCGGGACACAGCCUCAGAGGUUUCCUCCUGCCCAUAUGAUGGUCAAACAGGAACCCACUGACUACACUUACGAACCUGAUGUGCCUGGUUGCCCCUCCAUGUACCACCACAAUGAGGUCUACCCCAACCCACAGCACAACAGUGAAGGCUACAUGUUUGAAAAUGAUUCCCGUGUUGUCCCUGAGAAAUUUGAAGGUGAGGUGAAGCAGGAAGGGGGCGGUGUGUUUCGUGAAGGUGCCCCAUAUCAGCGCCGUGGCUCACUGCAGCUCUGGCAGUUCUUGGUAGCCCUCCUCGACGACCCCGGCAAUGCACACUUCAUCGCAUGGACCGGCCGUGGCAUGGAAUUCAAACUCAUUGAGCCAGAGGAGGUGGCAAGACUCUGGGGGAUGCAGAAGAACCGUCCAGCCAUGAAUUACGACAAACUGAGUCGCUCUUUGCGCUACUAUUAUGAGAAGGGAAUUAUGCAAAAGGUGGCGGGUGAGCGUUAUGUUUACAAAUUCGUGUGUGAGCCGGAAGCUCUGAUAUCCUUGGCUUUUCCCGACAAUCAGCGGCCAAGUCUGAAGGCAGAAUUCGAACGCUACGUCAACGAGGAGGACACGGUGCCGCUGUCUCACCUCGAUGAGGCAGCGUCUUACCCUCCCGAACCAGCUGCCACCAACAUGGGCCAACAGCCCUACUCCAAAGGCUACAUGUACUAAUGCCACGACAUUCUCCCAAGUUCCCCAUCCCAGUUUACUACCCGCUGCACCUAUUGCACAUGCCCACCCCAUCCACUUGUAUAUAAGGCUAUGUUUUUUUUUUUUUGUUUUGAUUAAAUUAAUCUCAUUAGGGACUCUGCAUUCCUCUCACUUCUGAGGCCUAUCUAAUCUAAACACAUUACUGUGGUUCAAGAGAUUGCUUAAUAAAGACCCAAUAUUACUACUA
Messenger RNA from Ctenopharyngodon idella (grass carp), 1901 nucleotides. It is a transcript of the gene etv4, whose product is annotated as ETS variant transcription factor 4. Bases 176 to 1675 code for a protein of 499 amino acids. Gene Ontology annotation, cellular component: nucleus. Gene Ontology annotation, biological process: cell differentiation; regulation of transcription by RNA polymerase II. Gene Ontology annotation, molecular function: sequence-specific DNA binding; DNA-binding transcription factor activity, RNA polymerase II-specific. NCBI's taxonomy places the organism in Eukaryota, Metazoa, Chordata, Actinopteri, Cypriniformes, Xenocyprididae. The record is from RefSeq and is a predicted model, not a curated record. The transcript is spliced from 12 exons.